AUGAUCAGAAGUAUAUUUCAAAGACAGAUAAGAGGUAUACAUUAUUACCCCUUCGCAUCAACUUCACAAUCACUUAUCAAUUGCAAAUCAUUCGUCGCUGCUCCAUUUUUCAAAUCACUUCACACAUCACCAAUACUAAGCCAUGGACACCUCCAUACACCAAAACCCGGUGAAGAGCUACACAUUACUUUCAUAACCAAAGACGGCAACCAAUACACUUAUGAAGUAGCUGAAGGUGACAAUAUACUAGAUAUAGCACAAGCCCAUAACUUGGAUAUGGAAGGUGCAUGUGGUGGAUCAUGUGCUUGUUCUACAUGUCACGUUAUUGUUGACCCUGAAUUUUAUGACGAAAUACCUGAACCUAGUGAUGAUGAAAAUGAUAUGUUGGAUUUGGCGUUUGGGUUAACAGAAACUUCACGAUUGGGAUGUCAGGUUAAGAUGUCUAAGGAAUUAGACGGUAUUAGAGUUGCCUUACCAGCAAUGACGAGAAAUUUACAAAAUAAAGAUUUCAAUUAA
This is a messenger RNA of Lodderomyces parapsilosis, 516 nucleotides long. RefSeq names its product adrenodoxin (gene YAH1). The record is from RefSeq and is a predicted model, not a curated record. The transcript has a single exon. Gene Ontology annotation, biological process: positive regulation of oxidoreductase activity; P450-containing electron transport chain. Gene Ontology annotation, molecular function: 2 iron, 2 sulfur cluster binding. The coding region runs from base 1 to 516 and encodes 171 amino acids. Gene Ontology annotation, cellular component: mitochondrion. Lineage: Eukaryota; Fungi; Ascomycota; Pichiomycetes; Serinales; Debaryomycetaceae.